This is a messenger RNA of Trifolium pratense (red clover), 1915 nucleotides long. RefSeq lists its product as uncharacterized. Gene Ontology annotation, biological process: phosphatidylinositol phosphate biosynthetic process; protein localization to plasma membrane. NCBI's taxonomy places the organism in Eukaryota, Viridiplantae, Streptophyta, Magnoliopsida, Fabales, Fabaceae. The transcript has a single exon. The record is from RefSeq and is a predicted model, not a curated record. Bases 274 to 1533 code for a protein of 419 amino acids. Gene Ontology annotation, cellular component: plasma membrane.
AAAUUCUAUGUUGUAGUAGCUUGUACCUGUCCAGCUCUAGUCAUAAACCCAACCAAACCAACCCAUCAGUAAGAUCAGAGGUGUGUACGAUAAUUAACCAAAACUGAAGAUAUAAUUUGAUACUAAUUUCCUCUAAUAGGGAGAGUAAUUAAAACGGCAAUAUUUGACAGCUUGCAGCAGUUACCACUACAAUUUAUAGUGACAGUUUUUAGUUUAGACAACAAGAGUUGAAACUCAAUACACACUAUCGGAGGAGAAGAAGAAGAAGAAGAAAUGGAGUUUCAGCAACAGCAACACCACCACCGUAACAACAACAAUUCAUCAUCACCACAAUGUUCGACCAAUUCAAACUCUUCCUCCACCACCUCUUCCAUAACCAACAACCCUAACAGAAUCAACUCCAACGACCCUAUGCACUCAUGGUGGGAAUCCGUUUCCAAAGCCCGUUCACGUAUCCACUCACUCGCCACCAUUCUCCCUAACCACACCCACACACUCUCUUCCCUCGCCGAUUCCGAACGUCCUGCUCUCUCUCUCCUCUCUUCCCCCACCGCUUACUCCGCCCUCUCUUCUUCCCUCUCCGGUUCCCACUCCGAUCCCCUCUGUCACUGGCUUUAUGAUACUUUCCUUUCCUCCGAUCCUCAUCUCCGUCUUGUUAUCCUCUCCUUCAUCCCUCUUCUCUCCGGUCUGUAUCUCUCACGUGUCCAUUCCUCCGAUCCACCUUCCCUCGCUGGUUUCGAAGCUGUUCUUCUCGCUCUUUACGCCGCUGAAACCAAAUCUAGAGCUGGUAAACCUUUAAUUGUUACCAUCCCUGAUCUCUCCGUUCCGUCAAUUUACCAUUCUCCUCUCCGUAAAUCUCCUGUAAACCCUAAUCCUAAUCCCUCCGUCGGUGUAAUUUCACCUCCUCUUGAACCUCAUCUUGCUGUUAAAUCAACUAAACGUGCUUGCAUCGUUGGUGUUGCUCUUCAUUCUUAUUUCACUCAGAUCUCUCAUAUGCCGUCUUGGUCAAAGCUCGAAUUUUGCAGAUUUGCAGCCGGUUGGGCCGGUCAGGACUGUCCUUGCCGGAGAGAAUUCGAUCAAAUUGAAAACCUAAACAACACUCUAGCUUUAAGCAAUGGUGAUAGUAACGGUAAUGGUAAUGGUGAGAGUGAUGUUGAGAUUGAGGAAGUUGCAGAAGUGAUGAGGAAUAUGGAAAUUCAUGAUCCUGAUUGUGAAUCUCCAAAAGGAAUUGCUAAAGGAGAUAGAAUUCCUUUACCUUGGGAGAUACUUCAACCUGCAUUGAGAAUUCUAGGACACUGUUUAAUGGGUCCAUUGAAUUCUCAAGAGGUUAAAGAUGCUGCUUCUUUUGCUGUUAGGUGUUUGUAUGCAAGAGCUUCUCAUGAUUUGGUGCCUCAAGCAAUACUUGCUACAAGGAGUCUCAUUCAGCUCGAUAACCGGAGUAGAGAUGCUGCUACAUCGGCUGCUGCUGUUUCGUCGAAUGUCAACACACCUACCAAAGCCAAGAAACCUGAAAUACUUCUUGUUUCAAAGUGAUUAUAAGAUAAGAUAACCCUUGCUGUAUCUCUGUAUAGUAUAUGGGUAGUGAUGUUUCAACAACAUUUUAUCUAUUCUAGCUUUAUAGUUUAUACUCUAGCUGUAAGCAUAGUUCCUGGUUGAAUUAUAGAUUCUUUAUAGUUGUGAGUUUUUGCCCCUUAGUUAUUUUGUUUUUAAGUUUAUGUAUAUUUUAUUUUCUGUUGAUUAGUUAUCUGUUUUAACAUUGGUUCUCGGUAAAAUUAUCGUGUGCUAUUGAUUGUGCUAUUGUUUGGUUGUAAUUGUAAUGCAAAUGAAUUUGCUAUUCAUGUGUGGUGUGAAUCAUUGUUGAACUUUAGCUGUAAAGAUUGAGGAGAAUGAAUGAUAUGUUUUUUGUGAGCCAUAA